Molecule: messenger RNA, 1607 nt
Organism: Solea solea (common sole)
Lineage: Eukaryota; Metazoa; Chordata; Actinopteri; Pleuronectiformes; Soleidae
Product: coxsackievirus and adenovirus receptor homolog
Exons: 4
Coding region: 101-1093 (330 amino acids)
Biological process (GO): homotypic cell-cell adhesion
Cellular component (GO): bicellular tight junction; intercalated disc; basolateral plasma membrane
Molecular function (GO): cell adhesion molecule binding
Source: RefSeq, a predicted model, not a curated record
CAUGUAUUAAGAAGAAAAAGCAGCCAACUGGAUAACAAGAACAAACAUAUUCAGUUUUCACAGAGUUUCACAGAGUUUUACCAUCAUCCACGAUUGCAGAAUGUUCAGGGAAGCUUCUCCAAAGAGCCAUAAAAGGAUCCCAUGGUUUUGGCUUAUUUUCAUCGUGUCAACAAUAUUGACAUCCACCUGUGGACUCAAUAUAAACAGCUCAUUGUCUCGCUAUUAUGUGGCUCGAGGAGACAGUGUUAGCCUUAAAUGUGAGUUCACCCUUGCACCUGAGGAUCUGUGUCAAUUGGAGAUCGAAUGGUUCCUCAAUUCUGCAGACAUCCGAGAAGAAGAUAAGUCCCUCAUCUGGUAUGUUAAUGACAGAAUACAUAACCGACAUGAUGGCUUCCAUUUUUCCUCUCCGGAUCCCCAAGAUGGUGAUGCAUCAUUAACCUUAAAAGAUGUUAAGUUAACGGACACAGGAACAUAUCAGUGUAAGGUGAAAAAGGCUCCUGGAACCAAAAGCAAGAUAAUGCAGGUGAUGGUGAUGGAGAAGAUAUCUAAGCCAGAAUGUGGGAUCAAUGGAGAUGUUAAGAUGGGCAACAAACUGAGGGUGAAUUGCAGCGUCUUGCAAGGUGACCACCCCAUACAGUUCCACUGGGAAAAAAUAACCGGAGAUCGGUUGUUUCCUGAGAACCGGACCCAUUUUGACAGCAUCCAAGGUGACCUGUAUAUAAAGGACCUCCAAGCAACUGACUCAGGAACCUACCGCUGCACAGCUGCAAACUCUGUGAGUGAAGAAUACUGUGACCUCAUUCUCCUUCCCGCAUCCUCAUCAGCAGUUACCAUCAACAUCAUCGUCAUCACCAUCGUUGUCAUCAUCACCGCUAUCACGAUUACCACAGUUAUGAUUUCCGGCUACUGCAGAAGGAAAUUCAGAAUUGAAACAUUUCAACUUCUUCCCUAUAAGUGGAUGAUUGGAAAGAGGCGAGGCCAGCACAGUGCAGAGGAUGAUAGCAUGAACGUUGUACUGAAGUCAUGGAUCCAGUUGGAGUCAGGAGAAGAUCCUGAAAACCCUGUGUGCGUACACAGCGAUGGGCACGAAUGAGGAGAUAACUGUGAAGGACGAUUCUGAAGGUACUGUCCUCUGAAGGUGUAGUGGUCUUCUUGAAGCAGACCUCUGUGGAUUCGACUUCUGUAACUGCAGCUAAGAUGUCAGUGUAACGUCACUGGAACUGAAACUGGACAUGUUCAUGUACUACAUGUUGAUGUAUUGUGCCACUGUGUGUUUUCAGACAGGAGAGACCUGUUGUUUAUUUAGUAACACAGUUGUGAUUUGAAAGGAAACUCUGUUAAGUAUUUUGAUUUGUGUCUUUAAUAUAUCUCGUGUAUCAUAUCUCGUGCGCCAUCGUGUUUCACAUUUUCUCCAGCCCCAGCAUGAAGGCAAUGUGUCUAAUUGUACUGUAUUAUUUUUGAAAUGAACUUAAUGUGGAUCCCAAGAUUGGAUAAUCGGAGGACCUGUUCUGCUAUACAGAAUCCACAAUGUAUGCCACCUUGAUUGGUUUUAGUGUUUAACGUAUUUAAUGGCAUAGUCACUGGCAAUAAAAAUCAUUUGAAUUGGA